This is a messenger RNA of Verruconis gallopava, 2008 nucleotides long. RefSeq lists its product as uncharacterized. Lineage: Eukaryota; Fungi; Ascomycota; Dothideomycetes; Venturiales; Sympoventuriaceae. Gene Ontology annotation, molecular function: alpha-amylase activity. The coding region runs from base 68 to 1780 and encodes 570 amino acids. The transcript is spliced from 3 exons. Gene Ontology annotation, biological process: oligosaccharide catabolic process. The record is from RefSeq and is a predicted model, not a curated record.
UCUUUUUUUUUUUUUUUCCAAAAAUCAUCCUUUUCAAGUUUUGUUUGCCAUUAAUUUAAUAUCCGUCAUGACUAUCACCGAAAGACGAAAAUGGUGGAAAGAGGGUGUGGUCUACCAGAUCUACCCAGCGAGCUUCAAAGACUCUAACGGAGACGGUAUUGGUGAUAUUCCAGGGAUUAUUUCAGAGCUGGAUUACAUCCAAUCCAUUGGUGUGAACAUCAUUUGGAUCUGUCCAAUGUACGAUUCACCGCAGGUUGACAUGGGUUACGAUAUCAGCGACUACGAGAACGUGUACCCGCCGUACGGCACUCUCCGAGACAUGGAGGUUCUCAUCGCCGAGACGCACAAGCGGGGAAUGCGCAUCAUUCUUGAUCUAGUGAUCAACCACACCUCAGACCAGCAUAAAUGGUUUCAAGAAUCCAGAAGCUCCAAGACGAAUCCGAAACGGGACUGGUAUAUAUGGCGGCCGGCGAAGUACGUGAAUGGAGUACGAAAGCCGCCUAACAAUUGGCGUGGAAACUUCGGUGGAAGUGUCUGGCAGUGGGAUGAGCACACGCAGGAGUAUUAUCUGCACCUCUUCUGCCCGGAGCAGCCUGAUCUUAAUUGGGAGAACGAGGAAACUCGUCAAGCUAUAUACAAGUCAGCCAUGAUAUUCUGGCUUGAUAGAGGAGUCGAUGGCUUCCGCGUGGACACUGUGAACAUGUACAGUAAAGGUACUGUCAUGGCCGAUGCUCCCAUCACAGAUGUCACCAGCGAGUGGCAAUGGGCUGGUUACGAAUACUGCAACGGACCACGAAUGCACGAGUUCCUGCGGGAAAUGAACGAGAUACUCGUCAGAUACGACGCUAUGAGUGUCGGGGAAUGUCCAAACACUCCAGACCGCGACCGUGUCCUGAGCUAUGUGAGUGCGUCACAAAAGCAGUUGAACAUGGUCUUCCAAUUUGAUGUCGUAGACAUUGGCAUGGGCCCACACAAGUACCAAACAACACCGUUCAAUUGGAAACUUUCGGCAUUCAAACAAGCGAUAGCUAACACACAGAGUCUUAUCAAAGGCACCGAUGGCUGGACCACUGCUUUUCUCGAGAACCACGAUCAGGCACGAUCCAUCUCGCGCUUUGCUUCUGAUGCACCCGAGCAUCGUGUUGCGAGCGGCAAGAUGCUCGCCCUGAUGUUGAUGGCCAUGUCUGGAACUCUGUUUAUUUAUCAAGGCCAAGAGCUCGGGAUGAUUAACUUCCCCUUGGAAUGGGGUAUAGAGGAGUACAAGGACGUUGACUCAUUGAAUUACUACGAUCUUGUGGAUAAACGAAGCAACGGGAAUCCGACAGAACUUGCUAUUGCCAAGGUGGCCCUUCAACAUCUCGCACGAGACCAUGCAAGAGUUCCUAUGCAGUGGGAUGGCACAAAGAACGCAGGCUUUACAACAGGUAAGCCAUGGAUGCGUGUGAAUGACGACGCUUGCGUUUGCAAUGCCAAGCAGCAGUCAGAGGAUCCUUCCUCGGUGCUAGCAUUCUGGAAGAAGAUGCUGGCUCUGCGCCGAGAACACAACGACUUAUUCGUGUACGGCGAUUUUGAUGUCGUUGACCCGGAAGAUGACAAUCUCUUCGCUUUCACAAAACAAUGGCAUGCCAGCAAGGCCUUUGUUGUGUGCAAUUUUUCAAAAAAGGAACAGACAUUUGAAUUACCUAGAGAGUUGAAGGGAGCAAAAUUGCUGGUGAGUACGCUGGAUUGCUCCGAAGGGUACAAUCUGCAGCCGUACGAAGGGCGUGUUUAUUUAAUUUAAUUGCUCGACUUAAAUUGCUCGACAAGUUGCGGGAGGAGUUGCAAACUACAUUGUCGGGGAAAUUGCGCUAGCCAAAACCAGGUUUGCUCAACCUGAUCUGAGACAACAAAAGACAAAGAGAUGAGACGAAAAAGAGAAGUCAGAGCACACUAGAUUAUACUGUAGCAUAUCCUCCACGGGAGUCGAGGUAAUGACAUUUAAUGAAGGUGGGAAUUGGUAUCUCCUAGA